AUGGAAGCUCCGUGCCUUUCUGGCCAAGAUCAGGACGAUGCCAACGCUCUGAAGCGCCAUGGCUAUGUCUUUGGCGAGAACCUUGCGCGCUCGCUGUCGCCAUUGCUUCACCAAGAGGUAUAUCGCCACCUGGGCCUGCGAUGGGGCCAGCUUCGCCUCGACUCGGCAGACAUAAGCCUGUUUCUCGACUUGGCGCAGCAUCCGAGCUUUUACGGGGCUUCCAUUACGAUGCCGAACAAGGUGGCCAUUCUGCCCCAUCUUAACGGCAUGACAAACGAGUGCAAGGCGGUGGGCGCAUGCAACACCGUCUUCAUUCGAGAGGCCGACGGCCGCCGACUGCUGUACGGCGCCAACACAGACAUCGUAGGCGUACGUGACGCGCUUGAUUUCAAUGUCGCGGACUCGACCACGGCGUACCGCAACCGUCCUGCCCUCGUCGUCGGGGGCGGCGGCGCGGCCCGGAGCGCCAUCUAUGCACUGCGCCGAUGGAUGGGGGUGGCAGAGAUAUACGUGGUGAACCGCGACGCGGACGAGGCCGAGGCCAUGGUGCACGACUGUACGACUCGCGGCUACGGUCAAUCCCUGCGCCACGUCACCAGUGCGGAAGAGGCCGAGGGUCUCCAGGGGCCAGGGGCCAUUGUUGCCUGCGUACCGGACGCCGUGCCCCGGACCGUGGGGGAGAUGAGGGCGCGGCGUACUGUGGAUGUGCUUCUAGGCAAGACAGGCGGACGAGGCGUCGUGCUCGACAUGUGCUACAACCCCACUCCCUUUACCGCACUUGGCGCCCUAGCUAAGGCGCAUGGAUGCCGGGUUGUGAUGGGCACUGAGGCGAUGAUCUGGCAGGGGCUCGAGCAGGACAGGUAUUGGACAGGCAUGGAGGUUGGGGAGGCGGCGGUGAGGGCAAUCAGGGCGGUCAUUGCGGCCAAUGUUGCACAGUCCUCUCAUCAAGGGUAA
Molecule: messenger RNA, 954 nt
Organism: Hirsutella rhossiliensis
Lineage: Eukaryota; Fungi; Ascomycota; Sordariomycetes; Hypocreales; Ophiocordycipitaceae
Product: shikimate dehydrogenase substrate binding domain-containing protein
Exons: 2
Coding region: 1-954 (317 amino acids)
Biological process (GO): shikimate metabolic process; chorismate biosynthetic process
Molecular function (GO): shikimate 3-dehydrogenase (NADP+) activity
Source: RefSeq, a predicted model, not a curated record